AUGGAGGACCAGCAAACCCACACGGGUGAUGAUAAUGAUAAUGAUGAUGAUGAUGUUCUCACCAAACAGAAUAUCAUCGAAAUCAGAGUGGAUACAGAUUUCACGAUUUCCGGACCACCUCUGUAUGUUUUACCGUUAUCAGUGAAAGGUAACAAGAUACUGAUUGGUGAGGAACCAGGGAGUCUGGCUGGUAACAGUCUUUUCUGGACAAAUACUGGUUGGGGAGGUGAAAGAUUCUAUAAUAAAAAAUUGCUAGAAUGGUUGAAAUCUGAUUGGAAAUCUAACUUGGUACGAGCUGCUAUGGGAGUGGAACUCUAUGGAGGUUAUUUACAAGAACCUCAAAAAAACAAAGAAAGAAUUACAGCCAUUGUUGAUGCUGCUAUUGCAAAUGAUAUGUAUGUCAUCAUUGAUUGGCACACGCAUUACUCUCAUCAGGAUAAGGCUAUUGAAUUUUUCGAAGAAAUGGCAAAGACCUAUUGCCAUACAAAUAAUGUCAUUUAUGAAAUUUGGAACGAACCAAAAAAUGAUGUAUCAUGGAAGGACCACGUAAAACCUUAUGCCCUAGCCGUGAUUGAAGCUAUUCGGGCUAUUGAUCAAAAAAACUUAAUUGUGGUUGGUACAACCAAUUGGUCCAAGGACGUUGAUGUGGCUGCAGCUGACCCAGUAACCGGCUUUGAUAAUAUUGCCUAUGCACUACAUUUUUACGCUUCAAGUUGUGGCCACUGUCAGGAAUUGAGAAACAAGGCAUCUAUCGCACUUGAAAAAAAUGUCGCUUUGUUCGUCACAGAGUGGGGUACUGUUAACGUUAAUGGCAGUGGAGGCAUUGCUACACAGGAAACGAAUGACUGGUUCAAGUUCAUGGAAGCUAAUAAACUCAGCCACGCCAACUGGUCUAUCAGUGAUAAACCGGAAAGUGUUUCUGCUUUAAAACAGGGAGUGUGUUCCAAUGGGGGAUGGUCUGAAAAUGACCUCACUGAAUCAGGAAAAUUUGUGCGAAAUUUGAUCCGAGAUUGGCAUGAGAAAAAGAAUUGA
This is a messenger RNA of Belonocnema kinseyi, 1032 nucleotides long. RefSeq names its product endoglucanase Z-like. The record is from RefSeq and is a predicted model, not a curated record. NCBI's taxonomy places the organism in Eukaryota, Metazoa, Arthropoda, Insecta, Hymenoptera, Cynipidae. Gene Ontology annotation, molecular function: hydrolase activity, hydrolyzing O-glycosyl compounds. Bases 1 to 1032 code for a protein of 343 amino acids. The transcript is spliced from 3 exons.